AUGGGUACUUGCUAAGUGAAAUUUUGCAGAUGCACAUGCCAAGAAGGCAGACUUGGCUGCUAGUGCGGUAGUGAAAAUACCAUUAUGCUUGAGGAACAAUCGAGGGAGAUUAGAAGAAGAAGGAUUACUUAGGAUUAAAUGGUAAACAAUAUCAACUCAGACAAAUAGAGAAGAUCCAAUCGUUUUGAAAAUCAGAAAAGUAGGGCUGGGUCUCCUGCUUAAUCGAAUUCUAGUGGUUCUUAAAAUAAAACCAAAUUCUCCACCUAUCGCAAAGCUACUAAUAAAUCUCCAAACUCAGUCGAAAGAUAUUUGCUGUCCCAAGAAUGCAACAUACCAACUGACCAUAGUUAAUAAGACAAUAAGCGUAAACCAAAAAUAAGGGAUCAAGCUUUUAAGAUAGGAUAGAUUUAUUUCAAAAAAGAGGAUUACGACUUUUAAUUCCAGCAAGUCACAGAAAAAAAACUAAACACCAAUGAAAUCAAAAUGGAAUCGCCUCAUUUUCAAAAUUCAAAGAAGAAUUUAGAAAAUAAACAAAGUCUGGAUUAAAUUCAGUCAAUCUAAGAUCCUAGUGCUUCUAUGAAGACGCCCACAACUACUGCUCUAGAAGUCACAAACAAUCGAACCAUGUCUAAUCCAAUAUUAAAUCAACACCCUUCGAUUUCCAAAGAAAGUUCUCCUACCAAAAUCUCACAUCCCAUAACCUAAGUCAGUAUUGGACCUAUUUCGAAUAAGCAGUCCUUGUCUGUGAUUACAGAUUAACAAUAAUUAAAAAAUAGAUCACGCACUGCUGAUCUAUUUGAUGACUAAAAGAGUGUUACCAUAAGAAGUGUAUUAAAAAAAAAAUAAAAAAAUGAUGAUUCAUUCAGAACUUAACAAUAAGAAUCCCGAAAAGUUAGAUUCGACUUACCUAAUUCACAUUAUAUAAGAGAAAGACAACGAUAACAACCUAGACUAUAUUAAUGA
This is a messenger RNA of Paramecium octaurelia, 963 nucleotides long. NCBI's taxonomy places the organism in Eukaryota, Ciliophora, Oligohymenophorea, Peniculida, Parameciidae. The record is from the annotation of a GenBank genome assembly.